Racocetra persica is the source of this 394-nucleotide messenger RNA. Lineage: Eukaryota; Fungi; Glomeromycota; Glomeromycetes; Diversisporales; Gigasporaceae. The record is from the annotation of a GenBank genome assembly.
GAAGUGUGAAAUUUCAUCAACAAAUGAUAAGAAUAAUAACGACCAAGCAACAUUAUCAACUUUGAUUAGUUCAUCACCUGAAAAUAAGAGAGUCAGGAUCAAAGCAUCAGACGAACAAUCAUGGUUUCAACAUAAUAAAAUUAACAUGCAGCAACUUUAUGAAAUUAACAUGCAAAAUAUACAAAAUGCAACUUCCUGUAUGACUAUCAGCUCACCACAUGCUAAACAAUCGCAUGCUUCGUCAUCAUCAAAUAUCAUCUUCGCUUCAAACGCAAAUGCUCUACGUGUUAGAAAUACUUCACAAUAUGCUUCUAAUAGUAUGUGCGUUCACCAUAGUACGUUUGUACCAGUUUGGUAUGUUUCUUCAAAAGUUCUUCUAGUAGAUGAUGACUUG